AUGCCGGACGCGAAGCGUUCGACAAGAGUGAGUGUAGCGGAUCCGAGUUACCACAGGAAACUUCUUCAGAAUCUCAACAAGAAUCGCAAGGACCACCAUCCCACGUGCGAUGUCAGAAUUUUCGACCGCGAAGAUCAUCUGUUCCUAGCUCAUAAAGCGGUUCUGGCUGCCGCAAGCUCAUAUUUCGACGCCAUGUUUUCAUCCAAUUUCGUGGAAUCGACCGAAGCGAGGGUCGAUCUACCCUUCAGCCACUCUGUGACGUCUGCUAUAUUGGAAUUCAUCUAUUCGGGGAAACUCGAGGUGGACAACGAGUUCGCUCUGGAGCUUCUCAGUGCAGCCGACUUCCUUUUGAUCGAUUCUCUGAAAGGCCCGAUAGUGAACUUCACUUGUGCAGAUAUCAGGAACGUUUUCAACGCGCAAAACAUCGCCAGCGCGGGAAUCGAUGCGUCUUUCGCUGGUUUCAACGUGCUCAAGUAUUUCAUCGAGGAUGAGGAUACCAUAGACGAUCUGACUGAGCUUCUCGAGAGCGUCGAGGAGAGAGGUCUAGGUUUCGAAACCUUAGCCUUAGAAGAGAUUUCGAAUCCCCUUCUGGCCGACACCGAUCAGGCUACAAUGGUGAAAGCCACAACGAUACGAGACAAAUCUGACAGGUUGCCUACCGGUACGAAUGUCUAUCGGAUUUUCUCCAACCGUCUCUACCGAUUCGACGGUUUCGGAUGGACACGGGUGAUCUGUCCCGAAUUCAACGAGCAGGCCCCGUCUCUGAGGGGAUUUGCCGUAUUGGACGAGAACGGUCAAUUCCUGACACAUAAUCAGGACGAGUUGAGACUCUUCGAAAUGCAAGAGCCAUAUCACGGAUCUCGUUCUCCUGGCGACCGUUCCCUGAAACCGUUCGCGGAAGAAACCAUUUCGACAUCCUCUCAGCGGCUCUGUUUUUCGGAGAAUACGAUAAUGGCUCUCUUCACGAAGCCGGGAUCGACGUCAGAAGAUAUAUACGUAUGGAAUCAGCUGUCGCAGUCUUUCCAGAGCCUUGGAGACAUUUGGCCCCUGACUGUGACUUACCUGGACUACAUUUUCGAGGACUCGCUUCAAGGACGAACGCGGCUCUUCGUAGUGGGCAACUUCAAAACCCUGAACGACGGGACUAUCGCUAACUCCGUUUUCUCGUUCAACCUCUGUCCCAUAAGCGGAGCUUUACUGACCUCAAGGUCCGUACCAGUGUUACCGUUCAUCAACAACUCGUACAUAUACCACCAUUUCGAGGGAAAGCUGAUAGCGAUUCCGAGGAUAAUCGGUCGGAACUUCUGCAAGGAUUUCUAUCGUUUCGACGAGAACACCUGCACCUGGCGGGUUUGGGAAGAAGCCAAGCUCAAGGUUGAGAACCGCACCAUUCUCGAUGUCGUAUCAACAAAGGAAUACCUCUACUUGGUGAUGUCGAGUUUCGAUCAUCGCUGGCAGAACGAGUUCGUGCAGUGGAACGGGCACGAGUUCACAGAUGUGACUUUUUCGACGAGCAUUCCGAUCGAGGGGAAACUGCUGGAGAGAAUAUCUUGGAUCGACUACAACGUCGUAGACAAAGUUCUCAAAAAGGCUCGAAGACUGUGGCUCUGA
Messenger RNA from Galendromus occidentalis (western predatory mite), 1611 nucleotides. RefSeq lists its product as uncharacterized. The transcript has a single exon. Gene Ontology annotation, molecular function: protein binding. Bases 1 to 1611 code for a protein of 536 amino acids. The record is from RefSeq and is a predicted model, not a curated record. NCBI's taxonomy places the organism in Eukaryota, Metazoa, Arthropoda, Arachnida, Mesostigmata, Phytoseiidae.